CUUCUUAGCCACGCAUAGAGCAACUUCAAUGAAUUUGAGUUGUGCAUUGGUUAGAGAACGGCGAAUACUUGUAAAGUUCCCCAAUAAACAAAGUUCAGGGUCCACUGGAACAUUAACUCCCGUGAUCCUGGUUAAAGUGGAGCAGAUAUCAUUCCAGAAAGGCCUAACUUUCAUACACAGCCAGGUACAAUGUAAAAAGGAACCAACUUCAGUAUCACAUCUAAAGCACAUUUCUAACAGGUUGGAUUUGAAUGAAUGUAAUUUUUCUGGGGUAAGGUAUAACUGAUGUAGAAAAUUAUAGUUAAUCAAUUUGUAACGGGCAUUGAUGAUAGUUGACAAGCUGUUUUGACAUAGUUCUGUCAAAUUGUUCGUCAAUUGUAACAUUGAGAUCUGACUCCCAUUUCAUUCUAGACUUAUGCACACCUGGUUUUGGGCCCUCAGUCAACAACAGAUGAUACAUUUUAGAAAUAAAUUUGUGUAUUCCCAUCAUAAAGAAAUCUUUCAACAUCAUUCAUAACAGGCAGAGUCAUUUCAGGACCCAAAUUAGCCCUCAGAAAGGAUCUUAGUUGGAGAUAACAGAAAAAGGUUUGAUUGGACAAGUUAUAUUUCCUCUUCAGGUGUUCAAAUGACAUGAAAAGUCCUUUAUUGAAGCAAUCCUCCAAGUGUUGGAUUCCCUUAUGGUGCCAUCUGUCCAGAAUCUUAUCAAGAGUCAUGGGUAUAAGUUCAUUUUGCUUUAAAGGUGUUUUAGGUGACAGCCCCACCUUCAAUCCAAGACUUUUGUGAACCUCAUACCAAACUUUUAUCAGAUGCCUCAAUAUAGGGUUGUCUGUCCUGUUGUUUACAGUUCCAGAAUUAUGCUUAUAAAUGAAGUCACCGUGGACCUUUUCAUUCAGGGGGUGCAGUCUGAUUUGUGUCCAAGAAGGGGCGUCACUGCCCUCAAAAAAGGAUGAGAUGACCCUCAGUUGGGCUGCCAGGUAGUAGUUUUUAAAACUUGGUAGUCGAAGUCCCCCCGAGCCAUAGUCCCAUGUUAGCUUCCCCAUAGAUAUCCGGGGUGCUUUAUAAUUCCAUAAAAAUUGUCUGACGUAUCUAUUGAGAGCUUUGAAGAAUGAUUGUGGCAAUGGAAUGGGUAGGGAUUGAAACAGAUAUUGCAAUCUCGGUUGUACAUUCAUUUUAAUACAAUUCACUCUUCCAAUCAAGGUGAGAGGCAAGCCCAUCCAUCUACGUAAAUCAUCAUCAGUCUUCCUGAGCAGUGGGAGGUCAUUCAAUUUGUACAGAUUUUUGAGGUUGUUGUCUACAAAUAUACCAAGGUAUUUUAUACCAUCCAUAGGCCAUCUAAAUGGACUUGUGCGCUGGAGUUCGGAGUGAUCAAAAUUUGUCAAUGGAAUAAUUUCACUUUUUUCCAAAUUCACCUUAUAACCUGAAACACUUUUUUCUCUCUCUCUCUCUCUCUCUCUCUCUCUCUCUCUCUCUCUCUCUCUCUUACUACUACUACUACUACUACUACUACUACCACUAUAGACCUCUUGCAGUCACAUGACCGGAAUGUAAACAGCCGCCAUCUUGUCGGUCAACAACACAGCUGAAUACUGCUGCACUCAUGUACAAAAUGGAUCAAUUUCAACCAACGGACUACACAGCUCAUUUUUCUAAUGAACAGAUAACUAGAUAUAUGUCUAAAAUAAACGACCUACAGAUUAGUGACCCUUAUCGAUUACCGGACGUAGUUUUCACAACCGUGUGAGUGGAUAUGGAACUGCCAGAGGUGGAAUACCCAGAUGUGUAUAAUUACCUCAUUAACUUUCCCUUGCUGUUCAGUGGUGAAGCACUGCGUGCUUAUAAAUCUCUGGACAGUUAUCUUUACAGAAAUUCAGGAUUUGUCAGCCCCCCUCAGAUGUGGCAUCUUGUAAACAAGAAAAUAACAAUCCUCAUUGGAUGGGUAAGUCACUUAAGUAUUGAGUGCUAGUACUGAUACUAGAUAUAUCAGUAGUAUCUAGUAUAGCACUGACCAGCCGAUUAUAGAAUAAGGUAAUUCCAGCUGUAAUUCCAAAUCGUCCGUCUUGUUUACCAUGGAUCUGACGGAGAGGUAGAGGCUUGGCAGUGGAGGUUUGAGUGGCUGUUUUCUGAGCUUAGUCAACAGGCCGGCUCUGCAGCCUCGCUUUUGCUUCCUCUCCCGACGCCUUCGCCUGCCAGACCCGAUAACAAUUCACGGAGACCCCGCUGGUCUCGCUGUCUCGUCCGGAAUGUUGUGCAUGCGAUGGAAAUCGCUACAAACAGUCAUUUUCUGCUGGAAACCAAUGUCCAGUAAGUCCAUACGGUUGUAGUGGUUAUUGAAGUCCGGUACAGACGAACAACGCGCAAAAAUACACACAAAAAUCAUAAAUGUGCACAGGUAGGGAGAGCUUGUAGCCGCAGCAUCCCCAUCAUGCGCCGCCAUAUCCACUAUUAUGGUUGAGUAUUUUAUAUUAUCAGUUAGAUCAAGUAUCAGUAGUCUAUCACUAUUACUGUAUAUAUGGUGUACCUGAUGGCAGCAAUCCAUUUUGCACGCCUGUCAGGGUCCCGUAGCAGCCUGCUGUCAAGUGUAUGUGAGCAUCAUGGGUUUCCCACACUUGAAAGGGAAGGACUCGGACACAGGAUUCCACUCGUCUUAUGUUUUAUUGAUUUUCAGUGGAGUUGAUGUUGUAGUAGAAUUGUAUAUAGUAGGGUUUUCCAGAAGAAAAGGUGGAACCAGAAGCAGAAGUAGAACCAGAAGUAGAAGUGGAACCAGAAGUAGAAGGCGGAAAUAUGACAUUUGACCGACAAGAUGGCGUCUGUUUACAAUCUGGAUCGGCUGUGACGUCACAUGCAAGUGGUCCAUAAGUAUUUAAUACAGUUUGUAAUUUGGAAAGAGAGUUAUCAGAGUCUUUUAAGUACAAAAUAACGUCAUCUGCCAGCAAAUUAAUUUUAUGAACUGCCUGACCCACCUGAAAGCCUUUUAUAUCAGGAUCUUGUCUAAUUGCUUCAGCUAAAGGCUCAAUUGCCAAGACAAAAAGUGCUGGAGACAAAGGGCAUCCCUGUUGACUUGAUCUGCUUAAAGGGAAUGUAGAUGAAAUCUGUCCAUUGGUGCUGAUUUUUGCCUGGGGUUUGAUAGUUUGAACCCAACUAAGAAAUAAUUGACCGAACCCAAACUUGGCUAACACUUUGAAUAAAUAUGGCCACUCUAGCCUAUCAAAGGCCUUCUCAGCAUCCAAAGACACAGCUGCACUGGGUUCUGUUUCAGAUUUUGUUAAAUGAAUAAUAUUAAAAAGCCUACAUAGGUUAUUAGCUGAGGAACGCUUUGAAAUAAAGCCACACUGGUCUGGAUGUAUUAGUUGUGGCAGGUAUUGGCCAAGUCUGUUCGCUAGGGCCUUGGAAAUUAAUUUAUAAUCUGUAUUUAACAAUGAAAUUGGCCAAUAUGAAGAGCAUCUCAAAGGAUCUACUUUUUUUUUGUGUGAAUUACAGUAAUUAUGGCUGUAGAGAAUGACUCGGGGAGUAUUCGAGUCUUGGAGGCCAAGUUGAUGACACCCAUGAGGAGUGGCAGGAGUAAAUCCUUAAAUUCCCUGUAAAAUUCUGGAGGGAACCCAUCUUCUCCUGGUGAUUUGUUUGCUUGUAAUGAGCCCAGAGCUUUUUCAAUUUCUUUUUGUGUAAAGGGCAGAUCAAGACACUUUUGAUCUUCCUGGCCAAGUUUGGGCAGUUCAAUCAUGGACAAAAAUUCAUCAGUGUUACUCAGAUUCUCUGGUGGUUCUGAUGUGUAUAAAUGUGUGUAAAAUUGUUUGAAUGCAUCAUUAAUUUCUGUUGGGUUAUAUGAUACAGAACCUGUUUCAGUUUGGAUUGAAUUAAUCGUCCUAGAGGUUUCUUCUUUUCUCAGUUGCCAAGACAGAAUUUUGUGCGCCUUCUCUCCCAAUUCAUAGUAUCUCUGCUUGUUUCUUAGAAUGUUUUUUUUUUUUUUCAAUUUUAUAAGUAUUGUAUCUAAGCUUUUUGUUUACCAAUAACUGGUGUACUUCUUUAGAUCUUGAUUGUUGAAACUCCUUUUCCAGUUUCAAGAUGUCUGCUUCCAAUUCUUCUAUUUCUGCCAUGUAUUUCUUUUUGAUACCUUCUGGUAAGAGAUUAUUUGUCCCCUUAAAAAGGCUUUUAGUGUGUCCCAUAAUGUAAAACUAUUGGGAGAAGAAGCACAGUUUGUCUCAUAGAAUAGCCCAAUCUGAUCCCUUAUAAAUUUGCAGAAAUCUGGUUUUUGAAGGAGAGUAGGGUUCAGACACCACCUAUAUGUAUUAGUAGUUUUUUCAGGCAUAUGAAUGGACAGGGUCAGAGGUGAGUGAUCCGAUGGUGCUCUAGAUAAGUACCGUAUUUUCUGGACUAUAGAGCGCACCUGUAUAUAAGCCGCAUCCGCUCUAUUUUAAAAAAUUUUAAAAAAAGAUAUACAAGCCGCACUGGGCUAUAAGCCGCAGAUAUCUAUGUUGAAAAAUUAGAUAUUUACUGCAUGUACAGAACGAUUUUGUACUGUAAAUGUACAUGUAUGUACCUGAACAGAUUCUUUCCGAACAGUGCCUUUUAACACGGCAGCAACUUUGCUGAUUAAAACGGAACAGAACCAAGAGAAAUAACCGGUAUUUAUUUACCUUCAUUUCUCCUGUGUUUGAAACCACAAGUCACUUUAAUCAUCUUCGCUGGAUUUGAAAAUAAUUACCAGUUAGUAAUUUGUCGUGCGUGUUCUAUCUGCUAAAGAUCUGCUAAUUCUUCUUUGCAUUGAUUUUUCGUCUAUCUUAUUUUUUAUUCUACUUCCGGUUAGAGCGCCCCUAGCGGUGGAAGAAAAAUCCACAGAAUAGCCGCACCUUUGUAUAAGCCGCAUGGUUCAAAACCUAGGAAAAAAGUAGCGGCUUAUAGUCCAGAAAAUACGGGUACUCAGAUUCUACUGCCCUGUGAAUCAGCUGUGUCGACAACAGGAAGAGAUCAAUCCGAGUAAAAGAGUUGUGGCGACCAGAGUAAAAAGAAUAAUCUCGGGUUUGAGGGUGCAUUUGUCUCCACACAUCAGUUAAGUUUAAUUCCUUCAUGAAUUCUACUGUGAUUUUGGCUGCUUUAGAUUUGGAUACUGAUAGAGCUGACUUAUCCAGAACAGGAUCUAGGCAGAAAUUAGUCACCCCCUAUAAGAAUGUUUGGCCGUCCUGCUGACACCUUCAGGAGUAUGUCCUGUAUAAAUGACUCAUCGUCAUAAUUGGGUGCAUAAAAAUUUAAGAGUCCAGGAUUCUGAGUAAAUCUGACAAUUCACUAAAACGUAUGUCCCCAAUGUAUCAACAAUGGUUUCUCCAAUUGUUACAGGUAUGUUCUUAUUUAUCAAGAUGGCCACUCCCCUGGCUUUAGAGUUAAAAGAUAUUACAACAUGCCCUAUCCAAUCCCUUUUCAAUUUUCUAUGCUCCAGGGGUGUCAGAUGGAUUUCCUGUAUAAAGGCAAUGUCUAUUUUCAAUUUUUUCAAGUGUGUUAAUACUCUCUCCCGUUUAACAGGUCCGUUUAACCCAUUCACAUUAAAACUCACAAAUUUCACCACCCUGUUCAUCAAUAGCAAAUGAUUUUACAGAGAUAUUGCCCCUUCCAUAAGACAAAUGUGUCUCUUACGACCAAGUAAUGUAAAGUAAAGCACUGACCAUAUGAAAAAACAGUAGAAGACAAAAAAAAAAGAGAACAGUAACAUCCCACCCCGCCUUGUGCCUCCCCGAACCUGGCACAUAGCAGCUCGUAUUCAUCUCAAAGGGAGCUACUGGGCAAAUAAUUAGAAUGUUACCACUAGCCCCCUCCCCGUGACAAUAUAGUAACAUUAACUAUAUGAUACCGCGAUAUAGAGCAAUUAAAGCAGUGAAAGUAAAAACGGUAUCAGCAACUCGGGUUGUGCAGAUAUGGCAGCACUUCAAAUUGGGCUGUUGUAAUAUAGUGUAUAUAAAACAAUAUGCAAAAAGGUCCCAGUGCUGCGAGCAGCAGGUCAGCUACUUUGAACAUAAAGUUGCCUCACCUCGGCGCAACCGUGAAUUGAAUGAAGAAUGUCAGUGUAUGGAUCUACUCCCCUUCUUGUACAUUUAUUCCUUUCCAGGGACUUCGCCGCCUCCUUCGGAUCGGAUCGGCGAAGAUCCUGGGCGCUCCGACAUCUCGGGGAUUUUGCAUAGAGACAUGAAGGCAGCAAACGUGCUCAUCACAAGGGAUGGUGUGCUGAAACUUGCUGAUUUUGGCCUGGCAAGAGCUUUCAGUCUGGCAAAAAACAGCCAGGGCAAUCGCUACACCAACAGAGUAGUGACACUGUGGUACCGACCUCCAGAGCUCCUGCUGGGAGAGCGUGAUUACGGGCCACCCAUUGAUCUGUGGGGUGCAGGGUGUAUCAUGGCUGAAAUGUGGACCAGGAGCCCCAUCAUGCAGGGAAACACAGAACAGCACCAGCUCACUCUGAUUAGCCAGCUGUGUGGAUCCAUAACGGCUGAAGUGUGGCCUGGCGUGGAUAAAAAAUACGAGUUGUACCAGAAGAUGGAGUUGCCUAAAGGGCAGAAGCGAAAGGUAAAAGAGCGUCUGAAGGCGUAUGUUAAAGACCCAUAUGCUCUGGAUCUGAUCGAUAAGCUGUUGGUGCUGGAUCCAGCGCAGCGUGUGGACAGUGACGAUGCUCUCAACCAUGACUUCUUCUGGUCUGAUCCCAUGCCCUCUGACCUCAAGCAUAUGCUCUCCACACACAAUACAUCCAUGUUCGAAUACCUGGCCCCCCCACGGCGCCGCGGUCACAUGCCCCAACAGCCAGCCAAUCAGAACCGCAACCCAGCUACAGCCAGCCAGUCGGAGUUUGACCGUGUUUUCUGAUUUCUCCAACGUCGGACACCACCCCCAAUAAUUUAGAAAGGGGAACAAGAUUUAUGAGCUCAAAUUGAGAUGAGCAAAACUGAGCUUAACGAGACUAUCCGAUGACCAGCUGUGUUGGUUUCACUUCUCAUCUAGUCUGAUUGUCUCUAGAUGGAAUUCUCUGAAUUAUGUAUUUUAAUCAUACAGAUGAAUUCUGUGGCCUCUGGGUCAGAAAUCAACUGGUAGCUCUCUGGACACCCCUUGUUUAUCCACAUGUUCAUUUUGGACUACUGUGGUUUGAAAUGCAGCUAAGGGGUCAGGUUUUCUGUGUUAACGGAAGUGGGAGCAGCAGUUUGUUGGGACUGAGUUUCGUGCUGCAUUAAAAAAGAUGAGGAAAAAGUUAUACAGUGUCCGUUUUGGAGAUUGUGUUGUCUUGCACCAUUUCAGCUGCAGUUUUCCUGCAUUUUGAAUAGAGCAAAACUGUGUUUUAUUUUCUCAUAUUAUGUUGAGACUUUUAUUUAGCUAUUUAUCAUAUGGUUUGCACCCUCUGUGUUAAUGUUCAAAUGUUGUUUUACUUGCUUUUAUAAAGAUAUGUGUUUGGGUAUUGAGGUAUUUGAAACCCCAAUAAACCUCCUAAUCUUUCACUGUGUUGAUAUUCACUUGUACCCACUAAGUGGCACAGUAGCACAUCUUUUGAAUGCAGAAUGAAAAUAUUUGCUGAACAUUUGGGAUAAAUGGUGUUAAAGCAUCUAAAUAUCUAAUGAGCAUUUGUUUUCCAACUAAGACAUGGUUUCCUGAUUUGUGUAAAUAAAAUGGUCGCUCUUUA
Messenger RNA from Neoarius graeffei (lesser salmon catfish), 7645 nucleotides. RefSeq names its product cyclin-dependent kinase 9. Gene Ontology annotation, molecular function: cyclin-dependent protein serine/threonine kinase activity; ATP binding. NCBI's taxonomy places the organism in Eukaryota, Metazoa, Chordata, Actinopteri, Siluriformes, Ariidae. The coding region runs from base 5830 to 6840 and encodes 336 amino acids. Gene Ontology annotation, cellular component: nucleus. The record is from RefSeq and is a predicted model, not a curated record. Gene Ontology annotation, biological process: protein phosphorylation. The transcript has 4 exons.